Messenger RNA from Linum trigynum, 378 nucleotides. The record is from the annotation of a GenBank genome assembly. NCBI's taxonomy places the organism in Eukaryota, Viridiplantae, Streptophyta, Magnoliopsida, Malpighiales, Linaceae.
AUGGGGACUUGUGACUUUUACGGUGACCUUUGGGACAAUGGAACUCUAGGGUUCGAUCUCCUUGCGAGGUGCGACAGUCGACAGAGGAGACUAGAGUGGAGAGGUUUAGAAAUCCUUUCUCGACUGACGACUGCUCGAGGUCGAGGUAGAGGCGUCGCCGCUUCCCGGAUCAGGAAACUCUCAACGCCCUCGCCGCUAGCAGCCUCCUUGCUCGAGGAUUUGCCGCUUCGGAGAUUGAGAAACACCGAAACUAGAGCCUCCCUUCUCAGCUUCUACCAGUUCAACUCCUCGAGGGGAUCUCCGACUUUGCCUUUCCUCCGCCUCCCAGCAAUGCAUCAACCUAGAUUCGAAAUCAGCGUUUUGGUGUUGGUUCGAUGA